Messenger RNA from Physella acuta, 1151 nucleotides. Its product is annotated as cilia- and flagella-associated protein 299-like. NCBI's taxonomy places the organism in Eukaryota, Metazoa, Mollusca, Gastropoda, Physidae. The record is from RefSeq and is a predicted model, not a curated record.
AGUAGUGAAGUGACUUUGUUUCAAAACAUUACCUAAUCUAAAUUGAAAAUAUGGAAGAGGAAAUAUCUACUGGCAGUGACAACAUUGUUACAGAAUAUAAUACCUAUGAGGAUUUUCUGGACUCCCAGAUACUUUCAUCUGAUUUAUACUAUCUUGAGGAUCAAGAGCUAGCAAGACAGUUAGUGGAGCUUGGUUAUCGAGGAAGUGGGGAGGUUCUCAAGCGAGAUGAAUUUGAAGCCAGAAAGCAAGCAGCAGAAGCUAGCAGACUUUCAAAGCGUAGCCAGCAAAAAAAACUGGCCAGUGAUGACAAAGACAUUAAGGAACCACUUCUAUUGGCAUUAGCUGCACGAGAAGCAGGAAACAGAAAUAGAAAGAUGACAUCAAUUAUUUUUAUAAGAGAUCGCAACUCUAGAGGCCAAGAGAUCUCAGGGUACAUUGAUUAUGCAUACAGACUAAAAACUGAAGAUUUUGAACCUUACUUUAGUGGAAAGAAGAGGCUUCUUCCCCGACCAUCAGAUUUAAGUUUCUACAACUGGGAGACUGCAACCUCCACUUCAAACCCAACACCCAACUACCAAGUCAUCGCUGAGAAUGCAUCAGGGCUGCUGUUCAAAAACAAAAGAGACAGGAAGAUUAUCAGUGUUGACCCUAAGGCUCCAAAUCCUGGAGAUAAUUCAGAGCGCCACAUCAUCAGUACGAACAAGUACAUCCAAGUUGUCAUCUAUUACCACAUCAACCGCAGGAAAACGUAACGUUCCCUUACUUUGAUUAUGUCAACGUAACUUCCACUUAUUGCACAUUGUAUAUGUUGAUGUCAAGUUUUAUAAAACAAAACUGUACCAAUGGUUAAUUUUUUUCUUCACUGUCAAUAUGAUCUAAUUACAACUGCAGUGCAAUUUAAUUUUUGUUUUAAAUAUAGCUGCACCUAUGUUAAGUAAUACUGAGUAAUGUUAAUACAACACAUUCAAAUGUAAACAUAGGCAGCUUGUGAUUUAAAUUAUUUAAACAGUAGACAAACUUUAUCAAUACUAAAACUAAGGGAUUAUAAUGUGUUGAUUUUUGUAAUGGUUUUUAUAAUAGCUUUUUUUUUUCUUUCCAAGAAUUUUACAUACAUUUAAACUUUUUAAACUUAAACUUGCUCCCCAAAUUUA